Messenger RNA from Ostertagia ostertagi, 2022 nucleotides. The record is from the annotation of a GenBank genome assembly. NCBI's taxonomy places the organism in Eukaryota, Metazoa, Nematoda, Chromadorea, Rhabditida, Trichostrongylidae.
AUGAGUAGUUUACACCACAUCUGUUUCGUUUCAGAAGAGGUCACCAAGAAGAAAAAACCAAGGAGCAUGUUUAGCUGGCUCGGUGGUGAUUCUUCGAAAAAGAAGAACAAGGAGGUUUUGGACUCAGUAAGUGAAGGACUACGGAAAAUUUACAAGCAGAAACUAUAUCCAUUGGAGGAGCACUACAAAUUCCAUGAGUUCCACUCGCCUGCUCUCGAUGAUCCCGAUUUCGAUGCGAAGCCGAUGAUUCUUUUGGUAGGACAGUAUUCGACUGGUAAAACGACAUUCAUCAGAUACCUUCUUGAAGAGGAUUUUCCUGGUAUUCGUAUCGGUCCUGAGCCCACUACUGAUAGGUUCAUUGCUGUGAUGCAUGGAGACGAAGAAGGAGUCAUUCCUGGCAAUGCGUUAGUAGUAGACGCAAAGAAACAAUUCAGAGCUUUGAGCGGAUUUGGCAACGCUUUCUUGAAUCGCUUCCAGUGUUCUACGCUAAAUAACCAAGUGCUUGAAAGUGUGACUAUCGUCGACACACCUGGUAUUCUCUCUGGAGAAAAGCAAAGUUCUGGAAUGGUAAUCGCCGAACCGCGUGUAGAUCAGUAUCAUCCUGUUGUCGAGUGCCAAGUCGAUAUCUCGGUAGAAUUCAAACGAUGCAUUGAGGCGCUCAGUGGAAAUGAGGACAAAAUUCGUAUUGUCUUGAACAAGUCCGACAUGGUAGAUCAUCAGCAGUUGAUGCGUGUUUAUGGAGCUUUGAUGUGGUCCCUUGGAAAGGUAUUCAAAACCCCCGAAGUAUCUCGUGUUUACAUUGGAACGUUCUGGGAUCAUCCCCUUCACUACGAUAUAAACAGAAUUGAUCGCGGCUACGACUUUACCGGAGUUCUGGAAUGGUUCGCCGAACGUGUAGAUCGUAUCAUCCUGUUGUUCGAUGCGCACAAGCUCGAUAUCUCGGACGAAUUCAAACGAUGCAUUGAGGCGCUCAGUGGAAAUGAAGACAAAAUUCGUAUUGUCUUAAACAAGUCCGACAUGGUAGAUCAUCAGCAGUUGAUGCGUGUUUAUGGAGCUUUGAUGUGGUCCCUUGGAAAGGUAUUCAAAACCCCCGAAGUAUCUCGUGUUUACAUUGGAACGUUCUGGGAUCAUCCCCUUCACUACGAUAUAAACAGACGUCUAUUCCAAGAUGAACAACAUGACUUGUUCCAAGAUCUGCAAGCGCUUCCUCGUAAUGCAGCACUUCGCAAACUCAAUGACCUCAUCAAAAGAGCACGCUUAGCUAAGGUUCACGCUUACAUAAUCUCCGAAUUACGUAAGCAAAUGCCAACUAUGAUUGGCAAGGAAAAGAAGAAGAAGGAGCUCAUUCAGAAUCUAGACAAGAUAUUUGAACAGCUUCAGCGGGAGCACAACAUAUCACCAGGAGAUUUCCCGGAUGUGAAUAAAAUGCGCGAUAGGCUGCAAACGCACGACUUCACACGAUUCAAUCCAAUAAAACCGAAGCUACUUGAGAUCGUUGACGGCAUGCUCGCUAGUGACAUUGCUCGGCUAAUGGCUCAAAUACCGAAGGAAGAAGCUCAAGUGACAGCUGCUGCAACCACUAAUGGACAUGUAGCCGAACAGCCGACCGUGAAAAGGAGGAGCCUUCAGCCAAGCUCAAGAGGCCGAAACUCCCUUCGGAUUUGGACGGGGCGAAGGUUCGACAAAGGUGCCGAUGAACCUGAAUGGGUGGUUAGUCGCGAGCGAGCUGAUGCUGAUGCUACAUUCGAAAGCCUUGGACCCGUUGACGGCUUCAUCAGUGGGCGUGCUGCGAAAGAGCACAUGGUUAAGUCAAAACUGCCGAACUCAGUGCUUGGAAAAAUUUGGAAAUUGGCCGAUGUCGACAGGGACGGACAGUUGGAUGCGGACGAGUUUGCGCUUGCGAAUUAUCUUAUCAAUCUCAAACUCGAAGGUCAUGAGCUGCCAGUGGAACUGCCGAAGCAUCUGAUUCCACCAUCGAAACGCGAUAUGGAGCCAGUCUACCCGAAAUUGGAUGACGAAUGA